Penicillium expansum is the source of this 1308-nucleotide messenger RNA. RefSeq lists its product as uncharacterized. Gene Ontology annotation, biological process: autophagosome assembly. NCBI's taxonomy places the organism in Eukaryota, Fungi, Ascomycota, Eurotiomycetes, Eurotiales, Aspergillaceae. Gene Ontology annotation, cellular component: phagophore assembly site. The record is from RefSeq and is a predicted model, not a curated record. The transcript is spliced from 5 exons. The coding region runs from base 1 to 1308 and encodes 435 amino acids.
AUGUCCACCAAAACCAACUCCGUUGACACUAAUUUCACAGUGGAAUGGAAUGCAUCCAAAGACCAAGCGCUAUGGGAUAUCCUUUCUCGACCAUCUAAAGGCGACAUAGACUGGAAAGCUCUGGCGGGGAACUUCGACGUCACCUUGCAGUUCCUUCUCCAGCAGGCGGCAUGGCUCUAUGAUCGCCAACUGUCGCAGGUUAGGGCUCAAAUGCGCAAGGUUGGCACUACGCAAUCGGCCUCUCCUUCCCCGGCUCUGGGAUCUGUCUCUGGCAGUACAGCCUUGUCACAAAGAGAAACACCAGUACCAGGUUCUCGGGCGCCAUCACGGCAAGUAUCUCAUCAGAAAGAUAUCCCUCUACGAGGUAUGAUCCAAACCCCCACCCGUCUUUGUACGGGACAAUUGAGACCGCCGAUGGAUCGAUGGGGGUUGACAUUGACUGCAGCGCCUGACAACCGACGUACGAGCUUUACAUCAACUACGGCUACUAACCAAAUUCGCGGAUCGCGGGACCCUACACGCACUGCCACGCCGACAAUCGACGACAAAGAACCACGCUGGGAUUCUUUUGGUCGUCGGCCUUCGACUGUCAGACGGGAACAGCCCCCCGUUGCGGCUUUGCCCCGGUCCCCACCACUCGAAGAAGAGUCUCUCUCGAGCUCGUCGGAAGAUUCAGAAUCCGACGAUGAGGACACAACUAGGCGUGCACCCCUGUUCAAACGGUUUGGCAAAUUUUCUAUCCACCGCUCUGGUCUCCGGGAUGACGAGGAUGACGAAGAAGACACCCCGGCGUUCCUCCCCAUGGCCCGAGAACACCAACACACCCUUCUGGAGCGGCCGGCCCAGGAACUCAGCGCUACCCUCCGUUUAGAUGCCGAGCGAGCCGCGGCGCAACGGCGACAUCUCGAGCAGCGAUCUGGUUCCAGGGUACUGGUAGCUACGGAGUCAUCCACCAGCUCUAUGAGCUCCGGCGGGCGUAGCAGUCUGCCCGGUGGAUCCAGACGGACCAGCCAGGGGGCAUCGAUCCUGAGCAGCCAGCGCGCCGCCGAGCGCCAAAAUUCUCGCAAGUCCACCGCCUCCGGUCGCGAAGCUAGCGACGGUACCCCCAGCAUGGGGAGCAGCUUCAGUGACCUCGACGGUAUGUGCCCCAACCCCGAGGAUUCUGGAUUUCAACUGAUCGACUGGCCAGAUGCAAGCGUUACCCAAUCAGCCCUGGAGGAGGCUCUUCUAAGCAACAUGCAGCAUGGUGGAAUGGCGAGUCGGAUGAGUACCAUCAGCCAAGCCUUGCGCAGUCGGUAUCUGCAGUGA